Molecule: messenger RNA, 4281 nt
Organism: Cyclopterus lumpus (lumpfish)
Lineage: Eukaryota; Metazoa; Chordata; Actinopteri; Perciformes; Cyclopteridae
Gene: rcor2
Product: REST corepressor 2
Exons: 14
Coding region: 146-2071 (641 amino acids)
Biological process (GO): regulation of transcription by RNA polymerase II; negative regulation of DNA-templated transcription
Cellular component (GO): transcription regulator complex; histone deacetylase complex
Molecular function (GO): transcription corepressor activity
Source: RefSeq, a predicted model, not a curated record
AACACUGAAAGUGAACCGAGACGGGACUACACAUCAUCAUCAUCCCCCCACACACAAACCAUUGUAUAGCAUUAGCGAGUUCCCGAACUUAAAUCCACCGAGACACCCGUAAAUAGACGGAGAUGUGUGCCUGCGUUUGGAUGAUAUGAGUUUCCAGGGAAGUUGGGGACAGCUGUUGUGUUCUCGGGUGGCCACCGGGCGCCGCGAUAGACAAAGACCCCCAGAGAGCCUCAGACACUUGUAUUGUCUACCGGAGUUUGGACAUAUGCGAAUGAAUCUCUCCGGUUGUAAAAAGUUACCCCCCCCUCGAGUUAAUGUCGCCCGUCUGCCAUGUGCAACCCCGAGCCGGGCUUUGUUCUGGUCGCAGUUCAGGUUGGGGCAACCGGCGAUGACGUUGCCGACGCGAGUGGCGAAGGAAAGCGAACGUGAGCGUUCAGGAGUUUACGCUGUGAUCCCCAUGCCCUCCGUGAUGGAGCGCUCGGGGUCCGGGGUCCUGUCCAGGAGCAGAGCCAAGACCGUAACCAACGGCAACAGCCUACCACACUCUGAAGAGGAGAGCAGCGACGAAGAGCAUGCUCAUGACAGUAUGAUCAGAGUGGGAGGAGACUACCAGGCUCAGAUACCAGAGUUCAAACCAGACAGUCCAACCCGCUACAAUGAGAAGGACCAGAGGAGCAUGUUGGUCUGGUGUCCCAACAGUCUACUUUCUGAUGCAAUGUUGGACGAGUAUAUCCUGAUGGCUAAAGAGAAACAUGGCUACAACAUGGAGCAGGCUCUGGGCAUGUUAUUAUGGCACAAGCACGAUGUGGAGCGCUCCCUUGCUGACCUGGCGAACUUCACCCCCUUCCCAGAUGAGUGGACGGUGGAAGAUAAAGUGCUGUUUGAGCAGGCCUUCAGCUUCCAUGGCAAGAGCUUCCACCGCAUCCAGCAGAUGCUUCCUGACAAGCUGAUCUCCAGCCUUGUGAAGUACUACUACAGCUGGAAGAAGACCAGGACCAGGACUUCUGUCAUGGACCGACAGGCCAGGAGGCUGAUCAGCAAGAGGGAGAAAGAAGAUAGUAAUGAUGAAAUUGAGGAAGCAGACCCUGGCAGUGACAGUGACUUUGAGAUUGACACCAAGAAAGAGGCAGUGAAACAAAACCCCAACAACGCCAACACUGACAAGGCGACCCCCAGUCGCACCGGGCCCGUGAAGAAGGAAAAUCUCGGGGCUCAGUACCGCCAUCACCCGCUCAGAGCUCGCCGCAGGCCACCCAAAGGCAUGUACCUGCAGCAGGGAGACAUCGUUACUGUGUCGGCCUCCCAAGAUGCCGGGGUGCACACUUUACGAAACCUGGACACGCAGUUGGUGUCACUCAAGAGACAGGUCCAGUCUAUUAAACAGAACAACAGUAGUUUAAAGCAGAGCUUAAAUGAAGGUGUUGACACUUUUAAACCUGCUGAGCCUGUCCCUAAGAUGAACUCUCGUUGGACCACAGAGGAGCAGCUCCUGGCUGUGCAGGCUAUCCGUCGCUAUGGUAAAGACUUUGCAGCCAUCGCUGAGGUGAUCGGGACCAAGACGCCAGCUCAGGUGAGCUCGUUCUUCGUGAGCUACCGGCGCAGGUUCAACCUGGACGAGGUGCUGAGGGAGUGGGCGGCCGAGCAGGUGGCCACCAGCCGAGACCAGAGAGACGCCAGGAGGAGCGGCGAGGACGUGGCAGAUGGAGCAGCUGAGGAGGACGAGGUCAAAAUGGAGGACUCUACCACAGACAUCACCGGCGGCUCCUCUCCUCCCUCCUCCGCUCAGACCACUUCCUCCCUCUCCCAGCCUCCUCCACUGCUGCGCCCUGCACCUCCCUCGGCUCCUCCUAGCCUCCUCCGGCAGCCCCCUCCUCUGCAGACGCGUCCACUCCAGAACCGAGCGCCCCACAACCACCCCCCGCCUCCGCUCAUCCGGCCCGCUGUGACCACCUCCUCCACCUCUACCGGGAGCUCCAGCCUCAGGGCUUCUCCUCCCAGCUCCUCCUCUGCUGCGGGGCAGAUGCCCCCUUCGCUGGUCGGGCUCAAAGUGGAGCAGCCCAACUCUCAUUGAUGUGUUAACACACACAUACACACAAAAACACACACACACACACACACACAUAACUAUAGGAAUAGAAACACACACAAAUUAGCAUGAAAACAAACACAAUGCUUUCUCUUCUCUCCAGAGAAAGUUCCUUCACCCUGUAACUCCAUCACUGCUCGUCUUUGUUCGUGGGACCAUUACACGUCACAUGACCACUCUAUCAUCAAACACGCUCAGGUCCCCAAGGUGACAUCACAACUCCUAAAAUGCAGGAAGAGUGUAAGGACCUUGCCCCCCCCGCAGGUCUACUUAGAAAGGCAGUGGCCUAAAGCCCCUUUACUGUACUAACAAACACCUACCUCCAGACCGUCGUUCUCUAGUGCACACACACACACACGCACACACUCUCUCUCUCUCUCUCUCUCUCUCAACAAGCUAGGAACUCAAAACAAACACUACCUGCACACUUCUGAACAACACAAAAAGAGACAUUGGAUUGUCAAGCUGUUGAAGAAAACCAUGACCGCAGAGAGCAAAACCCACCUGCUCGUUUCCAUGGCAACUGCUGAACAUCUGGAUUGGAGGAGUGUGGUUGAACACACACACACACACUACAUAUCUUCUCUUUACUGUAGGUUGCACUGGGCAGGUAUCAAGUGACUCAAACAACCUUCAGGGAAAUGAAAUAAUGAAAGAAGAAGACUUUCCCUCACGUGAGCCAGGAAGUCAUGCGGAAGGGCGUCACUCAAGAAACUGCCCUUUUCCUUUUGAGCUUUGCUUUAAAACUUGAACCCUCUUAGGAGUGAAAAAGGUACUUUUGCAAACGGACCAAAAUGCCGGUGCCGAGUUUACUGAUUAACUUGCUUUUAAUAGUCAAAGCCGUUUGCUCAGAAAUGGGAAAAACCGAAGAGCAAGAGAUCAUGUCUCCCUCUUCUCUCAUAGCCAUGUGUUACUAGUAUUAACUGGAGUGAUGUUUUCCCUUUUUCUUUGACUAGACUUUUAAAGUGAGCCUUAGGCAGGUAGUUAGUUAUUGUAAGUAGUUUAGAUAGUGCAUACUUUAUUAUGAUGAUUAUUGACUUAGCACUAAGGAGUCAGAGCCGGUUAAUACACCGCUUGUUCCUCACUGGCGCCAACUGUUCAUUACUGUUGAGGAACGUUUUCAGAAGUCCACCUUUGGCCUCUGUGGAAAAUAUGUGUCGAGGACAGAUGUUUUUUUUGUUUGUUUUUUUAAGCGGGUUUACAAGGGAAGGGGACGCCUCACCUUGCAGAUAACCUUAAAUAAAAUGUUCAGCCAAAGUCUGCUAUUGCUUUAAAAGCUCAUCGUUCCACAGAAUUCCCACGUCUCCAAUUAGCUGCUGAGCAUCAAAGAUGAGUGUUUGACAUGUUACUGUGUGGGCUUGCUUCCUACGUGGUGGACGCAGGGGAAAAGGUAAAAACAAAAAGGUGUUUCAUGGAAUAAUUGGGCCUUUUGGUAAACACCUAUUUGCUUUCUUUCCGAGAGUGAGACAAGAAUAUUCGUACCACACUCGUGUCUGUCAGGUAAAUGUGAAGGAACCUUUACCAGCAGCCGGUUAGCUUAGCACAAAGAAAGGAAACCAGUUAGCAUGGCUUUCUCCAAAUGGGGCUAAUCCACCGAUCAGCAGCCCACUAAUGAACAUGUUGGAUAUUGUUUUAAUGCGUAUCGAAUGUGUAUCGACGUUGGUAGUACAGACAUGAGAGAGAGGAUUCAGUGGAGCCGGUUGUUUGAUGUUGCCAGCUCUAAAACUAGUUUAAAGUCCCGUGUCACAGGUUGGAGUGCAUCUUAAAGAAAAGUGUGCGUCUCGGUCCUGUCGCAGUGCGUUUGUCGGCCUCUGUCCUGCUCUAGUUCCUAAUUGACUGAGGACAUCGGACGGCCUCAUGAAGUAAAGACUGUGUGAUGAGCGGCUGCGGUCACCAGUAAGUCUCCGUCUGCAUCCUUCGUCUGCGUCUCGCUGCCUUUGCAAGCGGCUCCGGGGCCACAGGUCAUGUAUAUUAAACUGUUCAGCGUUCGCUGGGCAGGAGUCGAAGGGGUCCAUCACUACGUUGGGCUUUAAAGUGGCUUGUCUUUUGUCUUUAGCGUGGACUUGUUUUCUUAACUGUUUCCUUCCUCCAAAAAACGGCCUGUGUGUACUGUAUGUGAGAAGUUGUUUACAUUGUGGAAACUGAACCGCUUGUGUUUGACAAAUGAUUUUUUUUAGAAUAAAGAAAUGACCAAA